GAAAGACGUUCCUCCAGGAAGCCAGGAGUCGAGGCCUACCCGCUCAAGCUUUUCUUCUCGAAGUUGAAGCUUUGGUGUCGCUGCUGUGAGGUUCCGGACGAGGUCGUUGGGCCUCUCAUAGCUGGACGUCUCCAAGGGCGAGCUCAGAGGAUAGCAUUGGAGUUGAAGCUUGUGCGCCCGGACGGCACCUUCGACGUCGGGGACGCGGCCCUCGUUCGCCUCAGCGUCGACGAGGUGAUUGACCCGGCGGACGGUGUGACGAUUCUCCAGAGGCACAUCCCGAGCGGCGUACAGGCAUUAUGCAAUACGUUGAGAGAUGCCUUCGGAGAUACGGACGAGGCUCAGACGACGAAGGCUCUCGAAGUUUUCUUUGAACAUAAACGACCUCAUGGGCAAGAGCUUCAGGAGUUUGCGGCUGAGUGGGACCUGAGGUACGAGGAUGCCAAACUGAAGGCCGGUCUGGACAUGAACCCGGUGGCUAAGAGCUACUUGUGGCUAAAACAGAGUGGCCUAACGCAGAAGCAUCAGGACGACCUUCGACUUCAGGUGCAUGGAGACCUCAGCCGCUUCAACGACUUGAGAGCUCUUGCCAUUCGACUAUCCCGUCGUGUUGCUGACCGUUCCGGAGGCUCCGGCGACGUCUUCUACGAAGAGGACAUCAACUACGAGCACGGCGCCUCCGAGGAUUGGUACGGCUGGUCCGAUUGGGACGAUGACGGCUACUGGGCCGAAACCUGGUGGCAUGAGGAUGAUUGGAGCAACCAUGACGACGGCUACCAGGACGGCGCGUGGUACGAGGACGACGAAGAGUUCUACGAGGCAGAGGAGCAACCCUGGACAGGCGAUCCCGCCAGUGAGCCUGGGUAUCAAGGUGAGGACAGCCAGCGUAGCAGCAUGCGAUCCGAUGGAGAAGCAGUGUACAGCGCUGGCAGCGGAAGAGGAAAAGGCUCUGGGCCCUUUGGCUCUGGUUGCUACAUCUGUGGCAGCAAGUGGCAUCUGGCGGCUGACUGCCCGGUUCGUGGAAAAGGAAAAGGCAACGGCAAGCCAUCGACAAAGGGCAAGGGCAAAGGAAAGUUCCGUAAGGGCAAGUCGAAGGGCAAGUACAAGGGCAAAUCCAGCGGAAAGAGUGCAGGCAAGUACCGUCCUCAGAAGGGUGCAUGGGGUUCUGGAAAGUCAAGCUCCUGGCACCCGCGCUACUUCGUGAACUACGAUCACGACUACGACUACGAUGAACCUUCUCAGCUUCGACAUGCCCGAGUUGGCCUUCACCUUGGAGAUUCUCCUCCUAAAGAACCUCCUCGACCACCAGUACCUUCGACAAUGACGCAGCACUUCGAUAUCAAGGACCCGCCUGGCACGAGAAGCGAGUAUUUCGAAGACCUACUUCGUCUGGAGAGAGCGGGCAAGGCGACCACGACGGUGUCCACUGAGGAUGCGACGGCUACGACCUUAGAUCAGAAUGCGGAAGCCUCCACGGCGGCGCCUUCGAAGAACCUUACCUUCUUCUUCCGCACGAACGAGGACAACAGCGACAACGAAGAAGGCGAGCGACAUCGAACCUACCAUGGACAACCAGAGACGAGCGACAUCUUCCACACCGUCGGCGGACGACGACGUCGAGGUCUGAUCAUUGAUCCUGGAGCAGCGAACGGGCUCAUCGGCACGGAGACGCUACGAGACCUUCUCAACAACAUUGACAAGGCAAAGCAGGUCAACGACACCCUGGUCUGGAAGCCCAAGCAGUCCGAGGUCACCGGAGUCAGCGGUGCUGCUGAUACGACGCUGGGAGAGGUUACCCUGGCGCUCCCGAUGAUCCCUGGAUUGGAGUCUGCUCACUACAAGGCAGAUGUCAUUGGUGGCGAGGCGAGCAUGUGCCCAGCUUUGGUAGGCAAUCCUGCCCUUGUGAACAUGAAAGCAGUACUCGCCUCCAACUGGUUCUCCAACAAGGAUGGCCUCCUCAUCAUCCCCGACAGCGAGAACGAGAUGCACAUGAUCCGCCUCCUGUGCACCGACUCCAGACACUACCUCCUUCCCUUGGACUCCGAGACCGAUGCUGCUCAGUCCUCCGAAACGUUUGAGAAGGCCAAGACGUUUCUGAUGCAAGCAGCGGACAAGUCCAAGGAAAAGUGGAACGAUGUCAGAACAUGGUUCGCAUGGGUGACGACGCCAAAGCGGAAGCGGAGUCAAGAUGUACAUCGACCACAAGCAGACGACCACGACAUGCACUACCAGGACAUGGUUGACGACGUUGACCUCAUGAACUACCAGAAGAGCUCUGACCACGACACGAGGAAGAAAGAAGUGCACUUUGACGUCGAGAAGACUCCAACAGCGACGACUACCGCAUCACCCGAGAACGUGGCCGACUCUGGGGCCAAGGCAGAUCAGAUUGCCUCAGGCGAAAAGACUCCGACAGCGACAACCACAUCACGCAAGAACGUGAUCGACUCUGGGGCAUCCAAUGAUAGUGAAGCAGUCGAAGUAGCGCCAGACCAGCAGUUCCGUUUUGCCACGCAAAUCCUGUCUGACGAGGUUCUGGCGACAUCGACCAUAGAGGCAAAGUUCGACACUCCCACAGUCUAUCCCGGUGACAGUCAUCCUCCAGGACCACCAGCGCAAAGGGCGCAAAAGCUGGAUCGUCAGUACAAGGCCAUUCACGAGGAGUUCUACAACAAGUCUGGUUAUCUGCCAGUCUCCCCAGAAAAUUUCCAUCAAUGGAAGCAGACCACGAAGGCAAAGAAGAAGGCCCAGUUUGGGUAUGGCUGGGAUCUCGGCAACUCCAGCCAUCAAACUAUGCUGCUGGAAGCUCAAAGUCAACUGCAACCUGACGUGAUCAUGCUCUCUCCUUCUUGCGGACCCUGGAGCACCUCGGCCAAUCGUCUGGCUCCAGAGGAUUCUGAACGUCUUCGAGAGGAAGAACGACGCACACUCACUUUCAUCAAGAAGCUUGCGAAGAACCAAGUCGACGAAGGACGUGGUGUGCUGAUCGAGAAUCCAUGGGGAUCUGCUUUGUGGAAAAAGUCGGUUCUGGCCAACAUCGAGAACGAGAUUCCCAGUUUUCGGCCGAAGCAGAGAGCAGAUCAGUGUGCCUACGGUGCGAUUGAUGAGCACGGCAAGCCCAUCCAGAAAGCCACCGGUGUGCAAGCCAACUUCACAAUAAGGGCCAUGGUGAAGGACAUCAAGAAGUUCAUAGCGAAGUCUGCGGCACGCAACACACUUUGGUUCCUCGAGAAUGUCGACACGCCUCAGCACUUCCGACACCCGCGACAUCCUCAAGCAGCCGAACCACCUCAUGUGCGGACGGCAGUGACUACACCUAUGCCACAGAUUCUUGAGGAGUACAAGCAGGCAGCGAUGAGGAAACCCAAUUUGGAUGACAUCAAGCUGCAGCUUCCCGAAGAGUUCGUCAUGACUGCAAUCGACACCUUCAUGAUCAAAAGUCUACUGACCGACUUGGUGAACGACAGUGUCAACAUCAUCUCGGAGAAGAAGGGCAAGCACAAUCAUUGGAGCCAAGACCCGCUUCACCUUGCGAUUCUGAGAAAGGUCUUCAACAAGGUCAUGAACGUCAAGGGCGUGUGCACCUCGUUGCAUGCGGAAACAUUUCCCCUGCCCAUGCCUUUCCUUCGUACCGAAUCUGCACCUCUCAGGAUGAUCAUUCGUGGAGAAGUUAAGGCAUGGACACUCAAGCCCAUUGAAGACCUCAGGACUUACACCGACAGUCAGCUCAAGGCGAAGUCCUACAAUGAAGACUGGGUGAUUGCCAUCUUCGGCUCGGCUCCAAGGGACAAGGAUUACUGGGAGAUCGACCGCGCGAGAGGACGAUGGACAGGCGCCACGGAGUUCCAGAUUCAGGCCCCAGAUGACGACGAGGAGGAGCACAAGGAUCCGAUCGAGAAGAGCGCUGAAGCACGCGAACAGCAGCUCGACAAUGAGGAUCAACAAGCCGAAGCGGAAAACAAUGACGUGAUGGAUCUAGAAGAUUCAGGCGCUUCCAUCGAUCCACCACGCAGGUCCAACUUCGACUUCAGGCGAGUUCUGGUACGACUUCCUCGACUGGCGCGCAACGACGUGGAGCAGGCCAAGCGACUCAUACUUGGCUUACACGAACGCUUCUGGCACGCCAACGCUGGCGAUCUUCAGUCAUUGCUGACGAAGUCAGGCAUGCCUUCGGAUGUCGUGAAGCUGGUGCCAGAGGUCGUAGCAGGCUGCUCCAUAUGCCGCAAGUACAGCAAGCUGAAAUCGAAGCCGACUGUGAAGGCGAAACAUCCCAUGACGUUUGGCGAAGAGGUUCAGGCCGAUUACUUUCAACUGUGGGAUCAAUGGUUCCGCUGGCUUCGCUUCUUUGGCCCUAUGAGGAAGCUGGUGUCUGAUCAAGAGUCAUGCCUCAUGUCACAUGAGGCAGCUGCUGAACUAGAGCGCCUGAACAUCAGCCGUGAACCAGCUGGAACUACACGAGGCAAGGCGCAAGGGCAGCACACCACAACAGGCUUGGUGGAAAAGCGCACGGACCUGGUCAAGAUUCAUAUGCUGAAGAUACGUGCCGAAGCCGAACGUGCUGGACUAGAAAUCAGCGAGAGCGACAUCGCGGCCGAAGCUGGUUUCGCACAGAAUGCUACCGUGAACCUGGCCGGAUACACUCCACACAUGUUGGUCACGGGCAGUUUGCCCUUUCCGUUCUAUGACAUCGAUUCUGCUGGAUUGCAAACCGUCUCAGGUGCCAACAUGACACGUCCCUCGGUCUUUGAGCAUGCACUUCGGCUGAGGCAGAUCGCGUUGGCAGCAGCGUCACAGGCCAUCACGGAGGACCGCGUUGCGCGUGCUGGCCACACUAGACCGCAGAGGCUUCCUACGGAGAACAUGCAGCCCGGCGUCACUGAGAUUGAAUUCCACCGCGAGGAUGCCGAUGGUCUGGGUUGGCGUGGUCCCGGGUUAUUGCUGAAGCUGCAGGACAAUGGCUCAGCAAUCAUUGAAUAUCAGGGACGUCCGUACCUGGUGCCACUCAGAAACCUCCGGAUCUUCCGUGGGACGUAUUAUGCCAACCACCUCUCUGAGGUUGACAACAAGCGGCAGCAAGAGCUGGAUUCAUGGCUCUCACUGCGGUCCUUGAUGCAGAGCACCGAGGCCUGUGUUCCCUUUAGGAUUGAUACCUUCGGCCACCUCAAGAAUUCCACAGGCAAGUGGACACUCCUUCCCAAGGCGAUGGAUCCCAGACAACGUCAAGGUAUCCUCGAUGACAUCGUCAAGGCGGCGAACUUCCUCACCAGUAAGGAGUGUCAUGGAAUUUGUGUGGGCAUUGCUCCUGCCGGCGCGACUGGAACUCUGGUUGCAUGGAAGAAGCAUACCGUUAGGAUCUCCAUCGUCGACAAUCCGCGCGGCGCACACAUGGCCACAACCAAUACCCGCAUGACUGGUCGUGAGGACAUGUGUUUCAUCUACUUCUACAGCUAUGCGGAGGACUUCGUGGAACCACCACCUGCCGAGUGGUUACCACGCGGCACUCCGAUGGAAGAAGCUCCUUUAGUUCCAGCGGAUCCACCGUCAGCAGCUCGAUCAUCUCCUGAGACGAUCACUGAGUCGAUGGAUGUGGAUCCUGCCUCCUCAAAACGCGAUGGUCCUGAGUCUCGGACAGUCACGCUUGGCUCGGAGAACAAGAAGCAACGCACGUCCUGGACUUUGCCACCUUCGGAGUUCAUGGACGAGACCUUCAUGAACAUGGUGCGUUCAAGACGGGUCGUUCAGCUAGACGAGGUUGCUGAGGACAAGCCAACCGAGUCCUUUCACUCGUCGUUGCCGACAACAUCUUCUUCCAACCUCUUUUACAUGUCCACACCUGGGUGGUUGGCAGAUUUGCACGUCGGCGACAUCUUUCGCGUUGACUCCGAGACGGACUUGAUCUCCGAAGAUGAGGCCUAUAACAUAUGGCCAGAGUGCGAGGAGGGCGACUUAAAGGAAGUUGGUCAGUUUGUUGAUCAAGAUGCUUUCAAGCCAGUGCGUCGCGACGAGCUGGGCAAGGACUGUGCCAUCAUUGACGCCAUAUGGGUCAGAAAGUGGAAGCGCACCGCCACAGGCAAGAUCGUGAAGAGCCGACUCUGUGCCAGAGGGCUUUCUCAACGACUCAUCCUCCUUUCUGCGGCCAACGUCCGGGGCAAGAUCUUGGAGAGCUGGGGCGUGGCAGGUGCCUUUCUAAAAGGGCUGACGUACAAAGAGCUAUGGCGAGCACUUCGUGAGUUGGGGCUUCAAACGGUCGAACGACUCAUCGCCAUCGACCCCCCGAGGAAUGUCUGGAGACAUCUCAAGAGACUGGGUAAGCGCUUCAACAUUCCCGAGGAAGACCUUCACCUGUGCGUCUUUCUUUGUCUGAAACCUGUGUGUGGCCUGUCAGAAGCACCUUUGGCUUGGCAGCUGUUUCUCCACAAGUUUCUUCGUGAGCUUGGUGCCCAGCAAUCUCAUUUUGAUGAGAACUACUGGUUCUGGCCUGCCAAUACUCAAGGUGCCUGGCCACGAUCAUCCCUCACAACACACGUGGAUGAUCUUGCAGUGGAAGGUUUCAAACGCUGGCUCGAUGAUACUUUCAUCCACAUGGUCAAGAAGUUUGGUAAACUGUCCCGAGAGAGCUUGCCAUUCAACCAUUGUGGCUGCAGAUACUCUGCCACGAGUGACGGUCUCAAGGUCGACCAGAGCGAGUACGUGAACAUGCUGAAGCCCGUGGAUGUCAACAAGGAUGACUCCGAUGAUCGUUUCUUGACUCCCCAGGAAACGACCACGCUUCGCUCAGCUGUGGGCGGUUUGAUGUGGACGAGUUUGACGCGUCCUGACCUACUUGCUGAACUAUCAUGUCUGCAGAGCAUCAUGAACAAGGGGCAAGUCAAGCACCUCAAGGACGUCAACCUCCUCAUUGACCGCGCAAAGAGGGACAAGGAUGCGGCCAUUUUCUACCGACCUCUCCUGGAGGCCCGCUAUCGCAUAGUUGUGAUCCACGAUGCCUCAGCUGCCACCUCGACGAAGAACUAUGCUCAAGAAGGUGUGAUCGUUGUGCUGAUGAAUGACUUCAUCGACACCGACCGCAACCACAUCAUCGCUAGUGACGAGUUCGCGAGGUCUACGCUCAGUGGCAAGGCUCAACUAUUGCACGUCCAGUCAAGCAAGGCGAAGAGAGUUUCAUACUCAACCAGUCACGGCGAAACAUUGGCCGCGAUAAACGGCCUAGAGUGUGCUACGCUGGUGACAGCCAGGUUGGCAGAGAUAACAUAUGGGCCGACUCGGCCAUCUGUUGCUCAGCUUUUGGCGGUGCAGGAAAACGGCUGCGUCUGGUUCCCCGCUGACAGUCAUACAGACUGUAAAGACUUUUACGAAUUGUCGACAGGGGCGAGGGCGAUACCACAGGAUAAGAGUCAACGACUCUAUCUUAUCGCCCAUCGUGAGGCGCGAGCCUCCGGAAGACUUCGUUGGCUCAUACUUACGCCUACUGAAUGUAUGACAGCGGAUUCUCUCACGAAGGUGAUGACUUCACCAUGCAUGAUGAAAUGGCUCACCACCGGAUGCAUCGACUUCUGGAAUACGGGUCAUCCUCUUGACCAUUCUGAUCAGCAUCUCUUCGGCCGCGAUGGCUGUUUCUCUGGACCGGUGCUGUUGCAGGCGAGCUUCACCGCCUUCUACGACUGCCUCCACGGCUUCUUCUUCGGCAAGUGCGGCAGCGGGUCCAACUACUGCGCCCUCUACAACUGCUGCUGCUCCUUCUGCAGUGAGUGCUACGACAAGCACUACUGA
Molecule: messenger RNA, 7770 nt
Organism: Symbiodinium pilosum
Lineage: Eukaryota; Dinophyceae; Suessiales; Symbiodiniaceae
Source: the annotation of a GenBank genome assembly